Molecule: messenger RNA, 1440 nt
Organism: Triticum aestivum (bread wheat)
Lineage: Eukaryota; Viridiplantae; Streptophyta; Magnoliopsida; Poales; Poaceae
Exons: 4
Coding region: 138-1268 (376 amino acids)
Source: RefSeq, a predicted model, not a curated record
AGGUGUCUACCCAAUCGAUCGCUCGGUGCGUCAACGGUGCGGCCUCAUUUAUAUCCCCAAAGUGGUGCCCUCUCCCCCUGUCUCUCAGCUCACCUCUGCCCCGCCUCUCCGGGGCCUUCCCGAGCUCGCGCGACGAGAUGCUACGCUCAUGGAGGAAUCUGGACCGUGUUUGCCGAUCUGCUUAUGGACCCUUCGCGAUGGCAAGGAACAUUGCAGUACAUGGCCAAACGAAUCGGGGUAAGCCGAAUCAGACCAGCCACCUCCCUUGUGGCAGUGCUUUUUUCUGCACCCCCAGUGAACAAUUUGCGACCACCAAAGGGAAGAAUAGAGCAAAAAUGAGGAAGGAAACCAAGAAGGUCAAUGUAAGAUCGUCCUUCAUCAUUGAUAAUAGCACCCAUCGCGAUGGGUCUAUAUACAAAAACUCUUUUCUCCAAAAAAUAUGCAGUGUUACAAACCGUGAUGAGACACAACUGGAGCCAAUGAUGUUAUCAGAUCCCACUGAUUGUUUUCCUGACCGGGAAAGAUGUGCUGUGCAUUCUGCACGUAACAUGAUGCAAAUUUUUUCAUUAAAGUUGGCUGAAGUUUCUGUGAACACAAGCUCUGUACAACUAUAUGGAUAUAUAGCUGUGCGAGAUUGUCUGGAUUCGUUGCUAAAUUAUAUUGUCAAUCGUAGCAGGGACGAUCCCAUUACGGUGCAGCAGGGUUCUCUCAUUGAGAUGACUGGCCCUAAGAGGGGGAUCACAAUGACCUCUCCUGUUCUAGUUGAGUUUGACAUGAGGAUCAGGAAAGGAGAGCGAGAAGAAGAUGAUCUACAAUUAAUUGAUGGUGCAAUAGACUGUGAACUAACCACCACACCUCUCCGUCCAAUCACAAAUCACAUUAAUGGCGACUGUGGUGCGGUUGACAUCACUUUAGCCCUCAUUCCCCGUGCAGUGGAGGCCACUAUAGAUGUUAUUAUAUCAGAAGUACAGACUGAAUUCAGUUUAUCUCUGAGUUCGUUUGUGUUUGUUGGUGGGUCACAUCAGGGGAUUGAACUCUUUUGUGGUAUUAUCGGCGAGUCAUGUGGCUUAACAAGACGAUAUGUGAUUGCUGUAGACAAGGCUAGUUGGAUGCAUUUGAUGUUCAACAUAGGUCAGAAAGGAUCAAAAAUUGGUGAUCUGGAACAUCAUUGCCGCUUCAAAGCAGACAUCCAUGGAUGCACCUGUCGACAAAUAAUACUUGAGCAUGCAUCCAUCUCGCUGAAGGUGACUUGGUCGAUUGUGCGAUGAAGUUGUUGUGUACUGGGAUUACUUGGUCUUGCACUGGAUACAUGUCUAGUUGGCACACUAGUUAUUGAUUUUGCGUUGGAACUGAGUACCAUGUCUGAGUGAGAAGAAGAUAAUGUUUUGUAUUCUCUGUUUUUACUAUUAUAAGAUGUUUUGGAUAUUUCAGUAUAGACUA